Messenger RNA from Electrophorus electricus (electric eel), 6704 nucleotides. The record is from RefSeq and is a predicted model, not a curated record. NCBI's taxonomy places the organism in Eukaryota, Metazoa, Chordata, Actinopteri, Gymnotiformes, Gymnotidae.
GACAGAGAUCCUUUUCCCUCUUUGCUGUUCCCCUCUCUGUAGGCAGCCAGUGGAGGACUAGAGAGGGAGGGAACCAGACGUAGACACCGAGCUCCGCGUGAGAGAAGCAACUCCACAAAGAGAGAGGAGACAGAGGCAGGGUGAGAGAGUUUUCUUUAGGAAGUCAAGCACGGCAGAAGAGGACAAGCUUUAUCCCCCCCCCCCUCCCCAAGAACCUCCAAACAGUAGAAGACUAGUGUGACUUAAAGUAUCCAUUCGCCCUUCCUCUUGAGGACAAAAACACACUUAUUUCUCUUUUUUUUUUUUUUUCUUUUUCCUGCCCCCCCACCCCAACACACUUAGUUAGAUCUCCCAUACGCUGCGGUGUGUUUGCUCAGCCUGCAGUGCCAGGACUUCUGCUGGUAAAGGCAGCAGCAAAAGUAGGCUCUCAGUGAGGGGGGGCUCCGGAGCUCCGGAGCACAGGAGGCAACAGCAGCAACAGCAAGGCGGCGUGGGAGGUGAGGAGGAGCAGCAGGAGGAGCGGAUCAUGCCCGGGAGAGGCUACUCAGGAAGCUGCGGGCCCCCAUUGCCAGGGCCGUGGGGCUUGGCUCUGCUCCUGUGCGGCGUGCUGCUGGCAGCCGGCACCGGCGCCUGCCCCGCACUCUGCACCUGCAGCGGCACCACCGUGGACUGCCACGGUCUGGGGCUGAAGAGCGUGCCCCGGAACAUACCUCGCAACGUGGAGAGACUGGAACUGAAUGGAAAUAACUUCACCCGCAUCAACAAGAAUGACCUUUCUGGACUCAAAUACCUUCGUGUUCUGCAGCUGAUGGAGAACCAGAUCGGAGCCAUUGAGAGAGGGGCUUUCGACGACAUGAGAGAGCUGGAGAGGGUACGACUGAACAGGAACCAGCUUCACCAACUCCCAGAGUUGCUUUUCCAGAAGAAUGCCGCUUUGUCACGACUAGACCUGAGUGAGAACUUCAUCCAGGCCAUUCCUCGCAAGGCCUUCCGUGGCGCUACAGACAUCAAUAACCUACAGUUGGACAAGAAUCAUAUCAGCUGUAUCGAAGAUGGUGCCUUCCGAGCCCUUCGGGGCCUGGAGGUUUUAACCCUGAACAACAACAACAUCAGUGCCAUACCAGUGUCAAGUUUCAACCACAUGCCCAAGCUAAGAACCUUCCGCUUGCACUCAAACAACCUGAACUGCGACUGCCACCUCUCUUGGCUGUCCCAGUGGCUGCGUCAGAGGCCCAUGCUUGGCCUGUUCACACAGUGUUCCUCACCACCCCAGCUCAGAGGGAUCAACGUGGCUGAGAUCCAGAAGCAUGAGUUCACCUGCUCAGGUCAUUUGGAGAACUCCAGCCCCCAGUCUUGCAAUCUUGCCGCUGGCUCCUGUCCUGCCAUGUGUACCUGCAGCAACAACAUAGUGGACUGCAGGGGCAAAGGAUUGACAGCCAUCCCUGCCAACCUCCCCGACAACAUGGCUGAGAUACGACUCGAACAGAACGGCAUCAAGUCCAUUCCUCCGGGAGCGUUCUCGCCUUACAAGAAGCUCCGCAGAAUAGACCUCAGCAACAACCAGAUCUCUGAGAUUGCUCCUGACGCCUUCCAAGGUCUGCGUUCCCUCAACUCCUUAGUCCUAUAUGGGAACAAGAUCACAGAGUUGCCCAAAGGUGUAUUUGACGGACUUUAUGCCCUCCAGCUGCUUCUUCUGAAUGCCAAUAAGAUCCACUGUGUACGUGCUAACGCAUUCCAAGACUUGCAGAACCUCUCUCUGCUCUCUCUGUAUGAUAAUAAGAUCCAGACUCUGGCCAAAGGCACCUUCGCUUCCCUUCGUGCUAUCCAGACCCUUCAUCUGGCCCAGAACCCAUUUAUUUGUGACUGUAAUCUGAAGUGGCUGGCUGACUACCUCCGUUCCAACCCGAUUGAGACCAGUGGAGCACGUUGUGCCAGCCCCCGCCGCCUGGCUAACAAGCGCAUUGGCCAAAUCAAGAGCAAGAAGUUCCGCUGUUCUGCCAAAGAGCAGUACUCCAUUCCAGGCUCAGAGGACAGCAGGCUGAACAAUGAGUGCAAUGAUGAACCUGUCUGCCCAGCUAAGUGUCGCUGUGAGUCAAAUGUGGUGGAUUGCUCCAACCUGCGUCUCACUAAGGUCCCUGACCACAUCCCUGCCUCUACCGCUGAGCUUCGUCUCAACAACAAUGAGAUCACAUCUCUGGAGGCCACUGGCGCAUUCAAGACUUUGACACAGCUGAAGAAAAUAAAUCUCAGCAACAACAAGAUUUCGGAAAUUGAAGAUGGCGUCUUCGAGGGUGCCUCUUCCAUCACUGAGUUACAUCUGACAGCCAAUCAACUGGAUUCUGUACGCAGUGGCAUGUUCAGGGGUUUGGAAGGUCUACGCAUGCUAAUGCUCCGCAACAACCGCAUCAGCUGCAUCCACAACAACAGCUUCACUGGCUUGUAUAAUGUUCGCCUGUUGUCUCUUUAUGACAACCAGCUGACCACCAUUACACCGGGAGCAUUUGACACUCUUCAGACCCUCUCUACUCUGAACCUACUGGCUAACUCCUUCAACUGUGACUGCCGACUGGCAUGGCUGGGUGACUGGCUGCGGAGCCGCAAGAUUGUCACAGGGAAUCCACGCUGCCAGCGGCCGGCUUUCCUGAAGGAGAUCCCGCUGCAAGAUGUGGCCUUGCCAGAUUUCCACUGCGAAGAUGGCCAAGAGGAUGUCAGCUGCAUGCCACGCCCUCAGUGUCCCAGCGAGUGCACUUGCCUGGAGACAGUGGUGCGCUGUAGUAACAAGCACCUGCGAGCCCUCCCCAAGGGCAUUCCUCGCAACGUUACCGAGCUGUAUCUGGAUGGCAACCAGUUUAGCACAGUGCCAAAAGAGCUCGCUGCCUUCAAAUAUCUGCAGCUGGUUGACCUGAGUAACAACAAGAUCAACUCUUUGACAAACUCAUCCUUUGCCAACAUGAGUCAACUCACCACCCUGAUUCUGAGUUAUAAUGCACUUCGUUGCAUUCCAGGCCUCGCCUUUGCUGGUCUUCGAUCCCUCCGUCUGCUGUCUUUGCAUGGUAAUGACAUCUCGGAGCUUCCUGAUGGGAUCUUCAAUGACGUGGUGUCUCUGUCGCACCUGGCCAUCGGUGCCAAUCCCCUGUACUGUGACUGCCGCUUGCGCUGGCUGUCAGACUGGGUGAAAACAGGGUACAAGGAGCCAGGGAUCGCCCGCUGCACUGGUCCCUUGGGCAUGGAGGGCAAGCUGCUCCUCACCACCCCUGCCAAGAAGUUCGAAUGCCAAGAUGAUGUUGACCCUGCUGUCCUGGCUAAGUGUAAUCCAUGCCUGUCCAGUCCUUGUUGGAACCAUGGUGUCUGCCAAACAGAUUUAACAGAACUGUACAGGUGUACUUGUAUAGAUGGCUUCAAGGGAAAGAACUGCGAGACUGCUCUCAAUGUCUGCAUCAGUAACCCGUGUGCUAAUGGCGGGAUGUGUGAAGUCACUGGAGAGGGGGACACCUACAUCUGUUCCUGUCCUCUGGGCUUUGAAGGCUCCAACUGUGAAAUCAAUACUGAUGAAUGUGAGGACAAUGACUGUGAGAAUGGUGCGACCUGUAAAGACGGCGUCAACAACUACACAUGCCUAUGUGCACCCUACUACACAGGGGAGAUGUGUGAAGAGAUAGAAGACAUUUGUGCGCCUGGACGCAGCCCUUGCAAGCAGCAAUCAACCUGUCUCAUCACUGCAAUGGGUCCUAAGUGUGUGUGUGCACCUGGAUAUGUAGGCGAUGACUGCAGCAUAAAUUACAAUGACUGUCAGGAGCACAAGUGCCAGAACAACGGCGAGUGUGUGGACGAAAUCAACGGCUAUUCCUGCACCUGCACCAGAGGCUACAGCGGGCAGCUGUGUGAGGUGCUGCCAUCACCACGCUCCCCCUGCGACCUGGCAGAGUGCCAGAACGAGGCGCCAUGUGUGGAGCGGGCAGGCCGGGCGCUCUGCCAGUGUCUUCCAGGAUUUGGCGGGCCACGCUGCGAGAAGCUGGUGAGCGUCAAUUUCGUGGAUCGUGACUCCUACCUGCUACUGAGUGACAUGAAGAACUGGCCCCAGGCAAACAUCACCCUGCAGGUGUCCACUGCCGAAGACAAUGGCAUCCUUCUGUACAAUGGCGAUAACGACCACAUUGCUGUGGAACUCUACCAGGGUCACGUGAAGGUCAGCUACGACCCUGGCAGUCAACCAGGCCAUGCCAUCUACAGCACAGAGACCAUUAAUGAUGGUCAGUUCCACACAGUGGAGCUAGUGACCUUUGACCAGAUGGUGAACCUGUCUAUUGAUGGCGGCAUUCCCACCACCAUGGACAGCUUCGGCAAGCUGCGGCCCCUGAAUGGAGAGGCUCCGCUAUACGUGGGGGGUAGGGGCCCACCGCAGAUACCUACCUCCACUGCAGGCAUGCCUGUGGAUGUGCUUCCUCCCGCCCUGCGCUUGUGGCAGAUCCAGAACGGCUCCAGUUUCCACGGCUGCAUCCACCUCUACAUCAACAACGAGCUGCAGGACUUCACCAAGACACAGAUGAAGCCUGGUGUAGUGCCGGGCUGCGAACCCUGCCGCAAAAUCUACUGCCUGCAAGCAUCUUGCCAGCCGGAUGCCGCACUGGGCCCCGUCUGCCACUGCCAGCCGGGCUGGGGUGCACACUGUGAUCAGCCGGCUGCUAACCCUGCCAGGGCAGCAAGAACUUUUGUUUUUGUGCAGUGCGUCCAUGGAAAAUGUAUUCCACUGGACAUGCAGUCCUACCGCUGUGAAUGCCAAGAGGGUUAUCGUGGUGCCCUGUGCAACCAGCAGGGGGAGCUCUACAACCCAUGCAAAUGGCUACAGUGCAAACAUGGCCGCUGUCAAAUUUCAGACACAGGCGAUGCCUACUGCCACUGUGAGAGUGGCUAUACUGGAGAAGUGUGCUACCAGAGUCCGAGUGUCAUGGGGAAGCCUGUGCGGGACUUCUACCAGGUGCAGCGAGGCUAUGCCAUCUGCCAAACAACACGCAUGGUGUCGUGGGUGGAGUGCAGUGGAGCCUGUGACACAGGAGCCUGCUGUGCCAGUCAGAGGAUGAAGCGCCGGAAAUACACCUUUGAGUGCAGUGAUGGCACCUCCUUUAGCGAGGAGGUGGAGAAGACGAUCAAGUGCGGCUGUGUGGGCUGCAUGUAGCACGCUUCUCUCGCUAGUGUGACCCCCCACCGACCACCACCACCUCACGUGAACCCCAACCCACUAUCAUUGUUGCAGUGUCAGAGAGAAACCGGGGUAGUGAGAAUGAGACCCAGCGCAAGUAGAGAAUAUACAGAAAAUAUAUAUAAAAAAAAAAAACCCUAUCUAUAUAUUAUGGACAACAUUGUUUGUAAAAUAUAGGACUUUUCCUCCCUUCCAAGGGGUGUAUGGCAUAAGACCAAAAAAGAACAUUAAAAUACGAAACAACACCAACAAAAAAGCAUUGUAUCUGUGAAACUUUGCUUUAGCAAAAACAAGGGCGGCUAAGUUUCAAGAAGUGUUGUGUUCCUUGCAGGUGUUGCGCGAUUCCCAUUUGCCCCCUGAGAUUUUGACCCUUUCUGCCCAUCUAUUAGGCUUCAGAUAGCCUCAACACAAUGUCAUGUUCCGUUAAUAGAGAGGUCCGCCUCACCCCUGGCUUGUUCAGGCCCAAAGCAGGCAUGGUAGGGGAUUCGAGGAGAGGUGGGUAAAAAAAGCAAGGCUUUUGUCUGCAUUCCCAUAGCACAAGGACUGUCCUCUUUCUAGGCAAGGUGCUUCAAAGGCAUCUUGGUAAUAGUGAUGAUACAUAUGGCCCCACUAUCAUCAUCACUGAAAGACAGGUACAUUAAGUAUCUAUACACAUAUACACAUAGACUUGCAGACACAGCAUAUACUCACUAACCUACCUUACUGUGCCACAUCCAAACAGGCACAGAUGAUACUACUGGCACGUUGUGUAUACAGAAAUUAGCUAAAACAUUGAAGUAGUUUGAGAAGCUAAAGGAGGUGACUGGUGAGGGCAGAGAGCUUCUAACGUUGGUGACAGCACAGAUGCUUACAUCAGUGGUUACAAGAGACCUGUGCAUGUGCCCCAAACUUAGGAGCUAUAGCAAGGAGUUAACUAGCUGUUAUGGGGCAUCAGCUGUUAUGGGGCACCUGUUCCUCUUAGCUUUCCACCUAAUGGUAUUAAGAGCACAGGCUUCUGGUGCCAUUAACUUGUACAGUUACUUACAGAGAGGGCUUACCAUCAUUUAGAAACUUCCACUGAAAGUCAAGUGACAUUCAGGUUUUGGCUCUUUCAUCUCUUUGUAAUUUGUCCACAAAUGUGGAGACUAAUUUUCUUCUUCUUGUUUUUGCACUGUCAUUUCUGUUACCCAGUGUAAAUGGAGGGCAUUUUCCGAAGAAAAAGGAGAAAUUUGUAAAGCAGGGCAACUGAAAUAAGUGCAGGAUUGACUGGAGUAGUUUCUUAAGUUGCAUGCUCAUCAUGAUGUAAUGUCCACCAUCACAUAGGGACUGUAAUUAAUAUUCUUCUUGCUGUAAAAUAGGGGAAUCAGCCCUGUAGCCAAACACAGCCAAGCACAUUGCCCCCAUUAGUACAUUUUUUCAGUGUUGUCAAUUAGUUCUGGGAGUUAAUUAAUGUGUUUGAACAAACAGCCCUCCUACAGGUUCGUUGUUUGACCCCAUACUAAAUGUCUGAGUGGUGUCAGUGGAACAA